AUGAAAUUCAACUUAAUUUUGAGCUUGUUCGUUGCUUUUGCCAUUUUCAGCCUUUCAAAUGCUGGAGGUCCAUCAGACGCAUGGAUAGAACAUUGCCGAACAGUUUGUAUGGUCUGUAGUCCUGAGCCAUAUGAUCCAAACUGUGAUUGUGAAGCUAUAUUUGGAGCAAGAUCUGUUGCAAAUGCAGGAACACCAUCAUGGGAAUCAUCAUGGGGUCCAUCAUUUAGUCCAUCAUGGUUGGAAUAUUGUCAACAAGCUUGCAUGCUUUGCGGUCCUGUUCCAUUUGAUCCACUUUGUGAUUGCGAAUUAAUCUUUGGUGUCAAAUGUUCACCUCUAAUUGAUUCUUCAUCAAGCGAAAGUGAAUCUUCAUCCACUUAUACUGAAUCUUUACUUCAGUCCAUUUCUGAAAGUCCUUAG
Molecule: messenger RNA, 417 nt
Organism: Chironomus riparius
Lineage: Eukaryota; Metazoa; Arthropoda; Insecta; Diptera; Chironomidae
Source: the annotation of a GenBank genome assembly